Molecule: messenger RNA, 834 nt
Organism: Chaetomium globosum CBS 148.51
Lineage: Eukaryota; Fungi; Ascomycota; Sordariomycetes; Sordariales; Chaetomiaceae
Exons: 2
Coding region: 1-834 (277 amino acids)
Source: RefSeq, a predicted model, not a curated record
AUGCCCACAGGUUCGGACUACGAGUACACCAAGUUCAACAAGCCUAGCGACUGGGAUGAGUGGAGUGAAGCCUAUGAGGAGAAAGCUAAGCACGCUGGGAUCCUUGACUACGUCCAUCCAAAUCGCAAACUGAGAAAGCCCUGGCCAACCGAGCCAGUCAUACCUCAAUUCGACGACUUUCAGAAGAAGCAGCCCCGCCGUACGGCUCGAAGCUCCAACAACAACGACGAUUCACCGAAAACGGGCGGAGCUGGUACCGAAGACGUCAAUCGAAACGCCGCUCGAAGGCGUGCCGCUGCUGCCAGAACCGGUACAUCCGGAAGAUCCCAAACUGCCGGAAGAUCACAAAUCGAAACUAGCAAUGCAGAUGAUGACCAAACACCAUCCACAAGCGAUCACGAAGAAGAGGAGGAUUCAGCAACCGACACGCCCAAGACCACUCAGUUCUCACAUCUCACUGCUAUCGGUCAGACGGAUUGGAAGGCAGCUUUCGAAAUCUACAAGGAAACCAAGGACACCUACUACGCCAAGACUGCUGCUAGAUCCAAAUUCCACGAUUGGAUCCUCAAGAGCAUUGGUCCGAACUAUCGUCACGUCAUGAAGGGCAAGGAUAUACCAGAAAUCAAGAACUUCGAACGCAAGCUAGGAGAUUGGGCCAUUCGUUGGCAAAACCUGGUCAGCGAAGGGAUCGAGCAGAAGAUACCACAGAUAGCAACGCCUAGCUCGUGGUACGACGACCUCACGGACGCCUUGAAGGAGAUCAGAGAUGGAAAGACCUGGGCCCUAGGAGAGCUAGCAACCCUGAAAGAAGACAUCCUCGAGGAAAGCCUCUGA